Molecule: messenger RNA, 903 nt
Organism: Aethina tumida (small hive beetle)
Lineage: Eukaryota; Metazoa; Arthropoda; Insecta; Coleoptera; Nitidulidae
Product: L-rhamnose-binding lectin CSL3
Exons: 7
Coding region: 110-805 (231 amino acids)
Molecular function (GO): carbohydrate binding
Source: RefSeq, a predicted model, not a curated record
AAUUGAAUAACGUCAUAUCUUUAUCAAAGAUAUUUAUUUACAUGAUGCUAGUGAAAAGACUUAAACAUUAGUCUGUGGUUGAGUUGUAAGGAACCUCCUAAAAUUGAAAAUGUUUAAAUCUAAUUGCAUUUUAUUUACUUUGUUUGUGUUAUCUAGUAGUGGUGCAGACAUUCCUAGUGAAGUGUUCAUUAAGGAAGCAUGUGAAGGCUCAGAACUCACUUUGAAAUGUGAUAGAGGCUUGAUAGAAAUUAUUAGUGCAAAUUAUGGCCGAACUGUGCAAACCACAUGUGUUAGGGGUCCAAUACGAGACAAUAAUUGUCGCUCCCAAAAUUCUCUAAGUAUUGUAUCAAACAGUUGUUCAGGUCAGACUAUUUGUAAGAUAAAAUCAUCCAAUGAGGUAUUUGGAGACCCAUGUUUGAACACGUACAAAUAUUUAACAGUAACUUAUACGUGUAGAGAUAAGUGUCUUGAUAGUGGUCAUAACACAAUUUUUACAAAGACAUCAUGUGAAGGAGAAGUACUGUACAUAGAUUGCUCACAUAAAAUAAUUGAUGUCGUCGAUGCUCAAUAUGGUCGAACUAAUAGUGAACAGUGUGCUUAUGGUCCUAUAAAGACUACUUCUUGUUCGGCUACGAAUACUAAAUCCGUUGUCAAGAACGUUUGCACUGGACGAAAGAACUGUGCAGUUGGUUCAUCUAAUGGAAAUUUUGGAGAUCCUUGUCUUGGAACCUACAAAUAUUUAACUGUGUCAUAUAAAUGUCUGAACUUCAAAGAUUGUGAUAAUCUAAUACCACAAAGUAAUUAAUAUGAAGGUUUAAUUCAUACUACUUCAAAUGUAUUAAUAUUAUAAUAUGUAAUAUGUUUAUUUAUGUAGUGCAAUAUAAUAAAUAUUUUUUAAUUCUU